Molecule: messenger RNA, 921 nt
Organism: Botrytis fragariae
Lineage: Eukaryota; Fungi; Ascomycota; Leotiomycetes; Helotiales; Sclerotiniaceae
Product: putative ribosomal protein l27 protein
Exons: 1
Coding region: 1-921 (306 amino acids)
Source: RefSeq, a predicted model, not a curated record
AUGGUUGUUCUUCCCAGCAGCAGCGGGUACCGUCCCAAUAAGGGCGUCAAACGUGAACAUGAUCCCGACCAAAUUCACGAUAUCAGUUCCAAAAGUCCAAAUGCAAAUGGCACUUCAAACAAUCACACACACCAGCAUAAGAAAAAAAAGAGUCACCAUCCUCAAAACCAGGCCGAACAAAGCGGAGGCGGAAAGAAGAGAAAGAAGUCUAAGCACAAGUCUUCUCAAUCACAGCAACAAGACACAUUAAUGAGUGGAGGCUUAGGAGAUAUGAGCGUGGAGUUGGGAGAGCCGAUCUUAUCACCUCCUGACGAUUCUCAAGAUUUGACACCCAAAGUUGCUACAGCUAUGGAAGUAAAGCAUGCGAAAAUGAACAAAGAUGGAGGCGGUGGCAAAAAGAAGAAAAAUAAGACGAAGAAGAACAGGACCGUACAUUUUGAAGAACCUAGUAGUAACUAUCGCCCACCGCACGUUGUUGAUGAGGAAGAGGAGGCAGAAAUCGAGAGAUUCGAGAUGAAUCGUGAUACAGCUGCGCGCGAAACAUCUAACUUACCCGUUCGAUCUCACAGCCCAAUCUUACCACCAACAUCCAGUCCAAUUCUUCCUCCUACCCGACCAAAAAGAUCCUUGAGCCAUGGUCCACCACCUCCUAUUCUCCCACAGGCUUCUCCAAGUCGGAUGAAUCCACUGUAUGUUCCUCCCACAAUCUCGACUCCGAUCUUACCUCCAGCUUCACCUUUCAGAAGAAGACGUGGGUCAACUGAUAAUGCCUUUUCUCAACCGCCACCAACCUUCUCAACAGAAGCUUCCAGUCCACAGACUACUCAAUCAACACGUGCCAAACCAACAUCCGCCAAAUCAGCCGCACCUAAAUCUAAGGAUGACGAAUGGGAGUUUAGCACUGGAAAAUUCGAGCAAUGA